AUGUUCGGGGCGCUAAGCGCGCCAGUCACCGCUCAAGCGCUUGUCAGUUCCUUCCCGGAAGUCUGCCGGCUCCGCGUCGCUACCCGAGGACUCCGAGAGAAGAGCCAGGAACGCCCGGCCAGGGCCAUGGUCCGCUGCUGGCCACCUAGUAACCGCUACUGCGGCCGCCGCUGUCGCCGCCUACGUCCCGUAAACUUUCCCUGCGGCCGCUGGGAAUUCUGGGAAACUCGACGCAGCGCGAGCGCCGCCGCCCCUCCCCCACCCGCUCCUGGGCGCGGCUCGGGCUAG
This is a messenger RNA of Rangifer tarandus platyrhynchus (Svalbard reindeer), 288 nucleotides long. The record is from the annotation of a GenBank genome assembly. Lineage: Eukaryota; Metazoa; Chordata; Mammalia; Artiodactyla; Cervidae.